Molecule: messenger RNA, 999 nt
Organism: Chara braunii
Lineage: Eukaryota; Viridiplantae; Streptophyta; Charophyceae; Charales; Characeae
Source: the annotation of a GenBank genome assembly
CCUCGCGUCAGUGCGCGGAUAAUCAAGUAGUGUCCUGCGAGUUCUCAGGGCGUCCUUCGUCGCACCAUCCCCGUGGUCGUCACGCGUCACGUUUCCGUCAUGUGUUGGUGUGUCGCCAAAAUCUGUUGGUCGUUGUUGAAGGCGAUGUCUUCUGCACCCUGUGCGGCGAUGGGGAAUGUCCCCGACGACGACCGUUCAAAGUUGUCAACAGCCAAAAGGGCAGCGGUUGCCGCGACCUUUACCGUUGUGCUUAUGCGCUGCCAGAUGGAACGCAGUGCAGGGAGAUUGAAGGCGCAGGUUCGUGCACGGAAGAGGAAAGCGAUGCAGGCGCUGUCGACUGCAGGACUCGACACCGCUGCCAUCUGCCACGCCGUCUUCCAGGUGUGUUGCGCCAUGGGUUGCGGCGGUAUGCCUAGAGCCACGCCCAGGUGGUGGGUGAAAAGGAGGACGGGGGGGGCGUGGGAGGAUCUGCGGCCUGCAGACGACGCCACAGAAGAGUACUUCCGCGAUAAGCUACGUAUGUCGCCACGUGUCUUCUGCGAGAUUACGAAAAACAUGUCACCAUUUCUGCAGCGCCGUGUGACAUUCUACGGGGAGCCGUUGCAGCCAGACCACAUCGUGGCAUACGCAUUGUACAGAUGGGUGUCCGGGGAGACGUACGAGAGCAGCAUGUGCAACUUCGGCAUUGGCAGAGCUUCGGGUGUGGUGGCGGUGGGGGACGUCACUGUGGCGCUACGGGCGGUGUAUGAGAAAAAGGUGUUGUGGUCGACUGGGGUACGAAAGGCGGUCGUUUUGCGUGCUUUCGCUGACAAGGGGUUCCCUAACUGCCACGACUGUAUGGACAUCAUGCAUAUCUACAUCGACAAGCCGGCGAACGCACCUGGUGAAGAUCACUUCGACAGGAAAUGACGUUUCUCAGUCGUCGCGCAGGUCGUUGUCGAUCUCGACUUACGUGUGUUGGACGUUUUCGUUGGAUAUCCGGGAAGCUGUCAUGACGUC